GACUAGGUUACUGGUUUCUACUAGUCCCUGAUUGGUCGCCCGAACAAAUCUUCUUGAGUUGGUUGCGUCAAGCUUGAAGCUGACAGGAUGCUGAGAUCAGAGGGCGAAUUCAACGAAGUCUGAUUCCAACCUUGCUGCCUUGAUUGAGGACAUAAUUUGAUCAGAAUACUGUCACUUUAGUGCAUGUCGGCCUUGCUUGUAACGGAGGAAUUGCUUUAUGAGCUCGUCUGCGCUUGUUAGCGUGAACAUUUCUGUUUUUUGAAUGAAUAUUGCCUGGCUGAAAGCAAACCUGCGCUGUGGACACAAAAGCUCUGACAUUGCGAGUUGAUGCAGUGCUUGCUGUGGAUCAGCGAGGCUGUGGGAGAUCUUUUCAAGUAAUUCGGCGAAUCAGAUGUCCAAAGAGAACCACUUCUCUUCCGGUCUGUCCGGUGCGUAAAAGCGGGCACGGUGUCUCUCCAAACUCCACUCUGAGAGCAGUUACCGGAAUGAAAAUGAAAAUAUGCUUUUUGCGAUUUUGCUGAAUUUUACAAGGGGAUUAUCUUCGGUACGGCUGCGUGCCUGCCUGCUUACUUGCCUGCCUAUUUGGGUGACUUGCUUAGCUCCGACGCGUUUUUAUUAGGCUACAGAUUCCUGGCCUGUUGAAUUCAUCGUUAUCCUUCCUUCAUGUCGCAUUGGAAUAACUUCAUCUAUCAUGGAUUUUAUUUUCUUUACAAAGUCACCGUUUAGGCUCGGUUAGACAUCCUAUAGAUUCGGACACUGUAGAGUGCAAUCGAACCCACGUAGCAGCCAACACCAGGAGGGGAACAUGGACAGAAAUGCCCCAGACGGACCGUUGCUGGAUGACUUGAGAAAACUCACGGACGAGGAGCUCUCUAGGCUCGGAAAAGAUGAGCUCAUCAGGAGGCUACGGAGAACGGAUAACGAGAAAAUGAACUUAAUGGUGGAGCACGGGAACAUGAUGAAAGAUGUGAACCGGAGACUACAGGUCCACCUUCACGAGAUCCGCAGCCUCAAGGAGAUCAACCAGAAGCUACAGGACGACAACCACGAGCUCCGGGAGCUUUGCUGUUUCCUGGACGACGACAGGCAGAAGGGCAAGAAGCUGUCUCGGGAGUGGCAACACUUCGGCCGCUACACCACCGAAUCGAUGUGGAAGGAUGUCGGGGUGUACCAUCAGAAGCUGAAGGAUCUGGAAGCCAACCAGGACUCUGUGAUGCGGGAGAACCUGGAACUGAAGGAGAUCAUUCUGAUGUUGGAGGAGGAGAGGAACGGAGCUGGGUCACGGAGCUCUAUAGACUCCCAGUCCAGCCUGACCAACCUGAACGGGGGCACCAGAACCAUUAGGGACGUCGGGGACGGGAGUAGUACCUCCAGCACCGGCAGUGCCGGUAGUCCUGACCACAACCACAUCCACACGCCGACCGAGGGGAAGAUGGCAUCCCUGCGGAGGUCUAUGGACGACCUGUCGCCGGUGUCACACAUCCACAGGAGCAUCCCUAAUGAACUGCAUGGUAACUACAUCAGGCAACUGGAGACCAAGGUCUGCAUCCUGGAGGAUGACAACAAGCAGCUGCAAUCACAGGGCUGUGGUAGGUCCCCCAGUGGUGAGCCGUCCCCCCCAGCAGACUACCUCCCAGUGGGCCAGAAGCCAGAGGCUGUGGUCCAUGCCAUGAAGGUACUGGAGGUCCAUGAGAACCUGGAGAAGAAGAUCCCUGAAGACUACAACGAGGACCUCAGUGAGAAGGAGAAGGCCAUCGUCAGGGAGAUGUGUAACGUGGUGUGGCGUAAACUAGGUGAUGCUGCAGGCUCCAAGCCUUCCAUCCGCCAGCAUCUCUCUGGGAACCAGUUCAGAGGGCCUUUGUAGUCCUUAAGACCACAUUAACCAGCACACAGCAGCACUCAGACGAGACAAACGGACAGACAGAAUAAUUAACAACAACAACCAUGGACCCUCAGCACUGAGUGCACAAACAAGGGGCACAUCUCAAAUGACACCUUCCUAUUUUCUCAGCACUGUGUGACCAUGGCUAGAUGAUCCACACAAACUCUAACCUGAACCCAAACCUCUGUGCUUAGCCUCCCCUAACAUUGUCCCCUGGUGGAUAUUGGAAUGUAGGCUACACCUGACCUGGGUAGUGGGUACAGUCAAUCUCAGUUUAGACCUAACGGACAAAAUAGGCCGCGCCGAUGAAGGGUUAAAAACAGCAGUUGGCAAUCCUAUAGUCUCUGACCACGUUGGCUCUCAUUUUCUGUUUAUUUAAAGACAAUUCUACAUGUUGAAUGACCACCGUUCAUCAAUAAUCUAGUGCCCACGGCCAACGUUGGAUAUGGUGUCUUGUCAUUAAAGAGAAGGAAGAGGAGGAUAAACUGCCCCUUACAACCAGUCACUACACCUGAGCUACUAUACAUGUGACCUGAGCUACUAUACAUGUGACCUGAGCUACUAUACAUGUGACCUGAGCUACUAUACAUGUGACCUGAGCUACUAUACAUGUGACCUGAGCUACAGUACUUUACCUGACUCUGCCAUCUCCGACCAACGUUUGUUUUGGUGUUUGUAAAUGUUCACCUAUCAAGACUGACAACCACUCCAGGACAAACUAUUUUACUAUUCUCAAGUCAAGGCCCUGAUAUGUUCUGUUCUUGACUUUGCUUCCAUUACUUUUCCAUUCAACAGCCAACUGACUGGCAACUCCUUACAACAUAGAUGAGGACAAAUACUGGAAAUCGCAUGAUGUCAUUUCCUCCAGUGUAGAAUCACAAGCCAUAGGGUUAUACGACGUGAAACCUAGCUGCUGUAGGAUGCUGUUUAAUAAUGUAGUCCUCUUUUGUCUGAGAGAGAAGUAUGUGUACAAAUGUAGACGCAAAGUGUUAAAACUAAAUUCUAGCCCCAAGUAAGCUGUUUAACAAAACAUAGUGCUAUUUUUUUAACCUGUUGUAUUUAUUUAGUGUCCAUGUUUGUUUGUGCUUCAAAUGGCAUCCUAUUCUUUAUACCAACACUAUAUAGGGAAAAGGGUGACAUUUGGGAUGCACACUUUAUAACUAAGUACAGAAAGUGGCACACCGAGUGCAGUUUCAUAAGUUUACUCCCAAGGCAGAAUGCUUAUAGCCUGGGGGCCAGUCUGCUUAGGCACUCCUGAAAACUCCUUAUAGAACGUUCAUGACAAACAUGACUUGACAAUGACAGCAAUGGAGUUGGCAAAAGCACAAACAGUUCUGGGACCAGGCUAGAAAGCUGUCAUACUAUUAACUGAAACAUGAACUCAAGGAAGGGUUAUGGUUCAUGCCUAAUAUAGUGUCGCUUCUGAUGAUUGAUCAUGGAUCAGAAAGUCAGGACUCUUGCUAGACGGAAGUGGGACUUUUCAUUUACAAAUCUGCAGUUCUUAUAUAUGACAAUCGUUGAAACGGUUUGAAAACAACUUAUUUUGACCAGUCCUAAGUAUUCUCUAUGAGCUCUUACAGGAAGUAUACCUUAUAAAGUCUCAUUGGAGUCUACACAGAGUGUACAAAACAUUAAGGACACCUUCCUAAUAUUGAGUUGCAACCUUUCUCCUCCCCUUCAUCUACACUGAUUGAAGUGGAUUUAACAAGGGACAUCAAUAAGGGAUCAUAGCUUUCACCUGGAUUAACCUGGUUAGUCUAUGUCAUGGAAAGAGCAGUUGUUCUUAAUGUUUUGUACACUCAAUGCAUGUAUACUGAGGUCUCGGAGCUGGAUCCUAUGUAUACUUUAUAAGGUGUCUUAGCUGGCUCCUGUACAUUAUGACAUGUGUUAGGCCUGUGUAUGCUGUAUGAAGUCUCAUAGAUUAUCACUGUACAAUCAGUCAGUCUAGCAAUCCUUGGCAAGUCUCAUACAAUUCUUAUGUAUGCUGUAUGAAGUCUCAUAGGUGUCAUCACUAUAUGAGGUCUUCCAGCGGGACUUCAGUGUACAAUACACUACGUAGCUAAAUGAAGCUUCAUAGCUGUGUUCUAUACUCUACGGUGGCUCCUAGCCAAUUUCUGUGUAUUUGAGUCAUCUCAGUAUUGUACGGGGUCUUUUAGGUGACAUUACCUAUAUAACACUGACAUAAGAUGUCAUUAAGAGUUAUAACAACAGACAUGUCAUUAGGAGUAAUAACAUCUAUGUAUAUGCUCAUCUCUUCUUUAUAGGGAGUUGUACAAUGAAUGAAGUCUCAUAGCUGUGCUGAGUUCUAGUGAAUACAGUAUAUGAGCACUCAUAAGAGUCUAUAUACUGUAGGAGUAAUAUUGGUUAGGUUGAGGUCUGAAUAGGCAGUUACAAACUGUGUUAAAAGAAACUUGCUGUAUUCUCGGAUUUGUGUUCUAAAAUCUGAACAAAAUGUUUUGUCAGAUUGGUAAAUUAGUCUGAAUUGAGUUUGACACAUUGUCAAUCUAUAUCGGGGUAUAAUACAUGUAUACCCCAAUUGUUAUUAUACAGAAGGUUGUGUAUAAAUGUUAUGUUUACACAUCUCCAUGAAUUCUGUGAAAAAAAAUAUUCUCAUUUUAUUGAUAGCAGAAGAGCGGCUGUGUUCAUCCCAAAUGGCACCCUAUAAAGUGCACUACUUUUGACCAGAGCCCCUAUUUGCCCUGGUCAAAUGUAGUGCACUAAAUAGGGAAUAGACUACUAUUUGGGAUUAAUCCGCUGUGUUUCAGUGUUGUUGAGGAGUCUGGAUGCAGCUGGCUGUGUGUCUGAUCUGACUCGUAACAUAGAAGAGCUGUAUGAACAAAAUGAGCAGCAAAUCAACAAGGAAGAUAAAUGUGUUUGAAUUGAGGACUUACUGUUCUGUACGGUGGUGUUGUUGUAAUAGUCAGGCAUUGAUGACUAAGGAGUUUCAUAAUGGAAAAAAAACAAAUGCGUGUCUAUACACACACCCAGUCUUCACAAAUUACAACUUUUGCAAAAGUUACUUUUUUAUUUUUUAAACAGUCUACACGCAUCUACUGACUUUUAUAUGUUGAUUUGAAAGCACAAAAGUUCUGAUUUAAAGUUUGACAAUUUUCCUAUUGUUACAAUCAAAUGCACUGCUUCUUUUGUGAAUGAGGUAUCUCUACGUGGAACCUGUGAUGAAAUUCUGUGUUCUCUUUUUUCACCUCUUUCUCUGUCGUACACAGUUUAAGUUGUAUCCUAGGAUAUACACAGUGCUGUGUACACAAAUACCUGCUGCUCCUGUAGCAUACCUGCAACUAGCCCGCCUUUGUAUUUUUUUCCCCAUGACCUGUAUGUAGCUGAAAAUGUAUAUUUUAGCAAAUUUUAAAAUGUGAAAAUUGAAAUAAGCUGCUUUUAUAUGAUUUUGAAAUAAAAAUGAAGUAUACGUUUUAA
Salmo salar (Atlantic salmon) is the source of this 5314-nucleotide messenger RNA. Its product is annotated as coiled-coil domain-containing protein 85C-A-like. NCBI's taxonomy places the organism in Eukaryota, Metazoa, Chordata, Actinopteri, Salmoniformes, Salmonidae. The record is from RefSeq and is a predicted model, not a curated record. Gene Ontology annotation, cellular component: apical junction complex.